AUGGGUUUAGAAAUAUUUGAGAUUGACACCUCCACACCUCACACAGGGGUUGUAAUCGAUGGGACAACGGCAUGCAGGGAAGCAAAUAGCGGGUGGGUAACUCUUCGUGCUAAAACGCCACUUAGCGCGGGCCAGUGCCAGUGGGCAAUGAAGGUCAUUGACCAGGGUGAGGGUAAUGAUGGGUCGGGUCUCAUGAUGGGGUUGCUUCCACGCCUAAAUUCACAGCAAGAGGUGGCUAUGGGGAGUAAAUACAUAUCUGAGCUUGGUGGCUGGUGUUUGUCCCGUGCUGGAGACUCUUACGGUUGCUGGAAGUGUGACAAGAUGCCCUUUUCAACCGGCUGCGUCGUGGAGUUCGAUUGGGAUGCUGCAAGCCGUACUCUGUACAUUGUAAGUGGAAAGAGAAAGGCGAGUGGACAUAUCCCAAAUGUGUCCGAAGCAGACGUUGUAUACCCGGCCUUUUCCAUGUUCUACCUGAAUCAGAAGUUGGCAUUUGUCUGA
Molecule: messenger RNA, 498 nt
Organism: Trypanosoma brucei brucei TREU927
Lineage: Eukaryota; Euglenozoa; Kinetoplastea; Trypanosomatida; Trypanosomatidae
Exons: 1
Coding region: 1-498 (165 amino acids)
Source: RefSeq, a predicted model, not a curated record